AUGGAAACAAAAAGCGUGUCUGAAAUGGCCGAUAUUACGAGUGCGCUUGAUAUUCCGAGCAACACCGCUCCAGAGAAAGACGUGGUCAUCAGUGGAGGAGCUCAGGAGGACACGGUGCAUCAGCCGCCUCUGCUUACGACUGAAGGGGACGAUUCUGUAUUUUACAGCAAGGAAGAGGAUGUUCCACAGCAAAUCCUCGACUCCAUUUGGGCUCCACGUUCAGGAGAACCGAUCUGGCCGGAAAAACUUCAUUCUGCUCUUCAGAUUCACAAUUCAGAAGCUCAGUCUUCAUGUCACAAUAUUGGGCUAAUUCAAGCAAGCUCUGAGCACGACAGCGUUUCCAUGCUGAAAGAAAUGGAAAACAAAGUGAAUAAUGCGUCAUCUACAGACACUGAUGUGCACGGCGAGACAGCGGCCAACGACAGAAUAACCCACACCGAAGAGCUUUCAAUGCCUCCAGUGGUUCCACCCAGAGCAUCUACUCCAGCUGAAGCUGCACAGAUGAAAGAAAGAGCUGACACAUACACAGAUGAGAGCAGUAGCUUUUUGCCUGAUGAGGCCGGAGUGACGGGACUCCCAGGAGCCGGCAGCGUGAGUCUGGAGGAAGUGGAGCAGGAACACUGGCUAGACAUUGCAUGCGAAUCCCACGACAAGCCGUUCGAUCACCUGAUGCAUGCAAAGUACGGAACGGUGUCAUAUCGGAGAAUUCAGAGAGGCCAAACGAGGAAGAGGAUCGAGAUGUUCGAGUCUAUGAUGCAGCUGUGAAAACCUUGAACAUAACACACACACACACACAUUUACUUACAUAGAUAUAUAGUACAACUAUAUAUGAUAGCACAAGACUUUUGGGUGCUUUCAAACGAAUGCUUCUUAAUAACUCAGUUAACAAUAUGAAGCCUUACACUGAGAACAUAGAUACACAGUCAGCUAACAGAAACAUUGCUCCUGAGCUGAAACAUGUGAGAAAAUAACAUUCUUAGGUAAUUAAACUCUCCAGUACUUGGUAACUAAAGAGGAUGAAAGCACAAUCCUACUGGGAAAAAAAAUCCCCAUCAUUGGAAUUUCUCUCAUGGUAUUACUGCAGUGUGCAAUAAAUCCAAGCUCGAACACAAGAGGUCAACUUUAUGUUUAUCGAGACACUGCAUAUUUCUAAAUUCAUGCUAACAAUCCGUAUGGACUGGGCAUAUAUGGGCAUAUAUUUUGUCAAAUCGUAAUAACAAAGUAGAACAGAAAACGGUGUGAAAGUUGAUAUUUGGUGCUUUGGUGCUGUAGUUAAUCUCUUUGGAAAUAAAACACUGAUUAGGUGAAGUGCAGAUUGUCAGCUUUAAUUCAAGCAAUCAAUAAUCUAUAAAUCUAGGCAUUUCAGAGUGCAUUAAGAAGUCAUGUGCCCCAAAGUCAGAAUUACAGAGCCCUCUGGAAUUAUUGGCACGACGAGGCUAAUUCAUUUGUUUUUGCUGUAAAAUGAAGACUGAUCUGGGUUUGAAAUCAAAAGAUGAAUACGAGAAGAGAGUUCCGAUUUUCAGCUUUUACUUCCUGGUGUUCAUACAGAGAUGUGUUAAACGGUAUAGAACAUUUUGUAUCAGACCACCCAAUCUGUAGGUAAGCAAAAAUAUUGGAACAUGUGACUGACAGGUGUUUCUUGUUACCCAGGUGUGUCCUGUUAGAUUGACUGUUUAAACAAUAAUAAUGCUCACAGGAACAUUUUGUCUGCCAAUUUACAGAGAACUGCAUCCAAAUUAAUCGGGAGGAACUUCAUCAUGAGCAAGACACUAGUGAUCCAAAACACACUGCCGACUCAAUAGGACUUCAUCAGGGGGGGGGGGGAGUGGAAGGUUUUAGACUGGCCGUGCCAAUCACUCACCAGACCUUAACCCGGUUGAGCAGAGGAGACUGAACAACAAUUUGGUGAUGUCAGUGAGUCACAGGCUUUGAUGUAGUUACCGCAGGCAAGAGAUAUACAAGCAAAUGUUAAGUAUCAUUUACUUGAAUUUACGUCAAGUCUUACCUAUACGCUCGCUCAUCUAAAAACUGGGUGGUCUGAUACAGUACAAAAGGUUCUAUGUUUUAUGUUGUUUAACACAUCUAGAUGUAAACACCAGAUAAUAAAAUCCUAAACUCUUGUCUCAAAUCCAUCUUUUGAGCUCAAACCCAAAUGUCUUUGGUGUACAGUACAAACAAAUGAAUUGGCCUUGCCAUUCCAAUAGUUUUGGAGGGGACUGUAAGUGUGAAGUCACCAGCUCACAAGUCAAAAUGGAGGUCAAGAACCUUCACAAGUACAAGUACAGUGUUUCUAAGCUGGUGUGUAUGAAUACUGUCCUGGGAAGUGUGGAUACGUAAUCUGUAGUUGUGUAGUUAUUUAAAAUAAUAAAUAUUACUCUAGAAGAAAGCAAUGCAGGCUUUGAGCCGGCGAUCGUUCUGCGAUGAUUCAGAUUUGCACUCGCAACAACGUCAUUCCUCUCCAUGUUUUCCUAUCUAGAGUGUGUUAAACUGGUGUUUACUGAACGGCAUUUCUGUAUACUGUAUACUGGCCAGCAUUUCUGGAGCAUUUCCUCUUAUAGUGUAUGACAUUAACACCUGUCUGUCACUGUUAUACUGUUUUAGAAAAUAAAUCAACAACGGGGUGGUGUGAUGUGGUCUGACGCAAAGCAGAUUUACCCCUGUUACCACCCUGAAGUUGGUUAUUUUCCUAUAACAGCACGACUCAAAGUGAUUUAUUCAUCCUAUACCUCAACAAUUUGCUAAUUAUUAUUAUUAGAUUAAUAAAAUAACAUACUUUUUUUUUUAAAUCAAUUCAUUGUGACAUUUAAUGUUGCAGAACAUCUGUGAGAAAAGCUAGUCAAAAAAAAAUCUAAUAAAUAUGACACGGAAAAAAAUUACAGCUUCUCGUGUUAUCUAGACAAAGCUCUCCACCCUGAAGACUAUCUCGUGUUGGAAAACUAAAAAAAAAAAAACCGACGGCAAAUUAAAAAUGUACUGCUAACUGUUAUAAAGUGCUGGCACUGGAGACUCCUUCCAAAUAUACGAAAUAAACAUCUCCUUACAGAAAACGUCACCGAAUCAACGAUUACACCCUUUAAAAUUAAUAAAUAAAUAAAUAAAUAAAUAAACAUCUGUUUACAUGAUGUAAUCUCUGCAUAUAAGUCCCUGUGAAACAAUAAUGUAUUAGAAUGAGCGCAUUAAUAUAAACCUGCGCAGCAGCAAUUACUGUCAGAGCUGCUCCUGGAAAAAAAAUGAAUCAAAACCAUCUGACCAAUCAGAUUCGAGAAACCAGCAGCGCUGCGGCAUAAUCCGAUUAACUCAGAUUUUCUGGUGAGAUUUUCAGCUCGACGGUGGCAUUCUCACCCUGCGAUGAGUCCGACCUCUCAAAAAUAAUUCCUCAGAAAGAUUUAACCACAAAAAAAAAAAAAAAAAGUUUAAUAUAGUUUAAGAAGAUUUAGGACGCUUCUUUCUUUUUUUUUAUACACCAGAAGAGACCUGGAACCAUGCUAAAGGGUCAGGAGUGCUUAUUUCUCGAUCCAGUCAAGUGUAUCUUCAUCUUAUCAAUGUGUUCUGUAACACAUUGUCACACAACUCUACAGAACUUCUACAAAAGAACUCUAGAAAACUGUAACUAAGCCUUUCUGUGCCUGUAAAUUGUGGUACACUGUUGGAGGUCAGGCUGGUGAGUAUAUUCUCUGUAUGAAAAAAAAAAAAAUAAAUUAGCUUUAGCGAUAGUGCUCUAAUCGGUUUAACAGCUUCUCUUCAUUGUGCUUUUGGCAAAUUAAAUGAGAGAGAGAGAGAGAGAGAGAGAUUUUGUUAUUUUCUUCAGAUUUGAGCUUCUGGGUUGUACAGUAAGAAGGUACUUUCCUGAAUUACAUAGAAAAGAUUAAAGUGUUUCCUGUUAAGAACUACUGUAACCACGUGAUCUUUAAUGAGGAAGAGAUUAAAAAAAAAAAACAACUUCUAUUAGAGUUUUCAUAUUGCUUAACAACUGAUGAAUGUAAAACAGGAUUGCAUGAAUAUGUGCUUUGUAUAAUAGUAAUAAUAAUAAUAAUAAUAAUAAUAAUAAUACAAUUUCUUUGUACUUGCAUAUUCAUGGUAAUAGACAGGACUCAUUCAUCCAUCCUUUUUAGCUGCUUUAUCCUGGCCAGGGUCACGGUACAUCUGGAGCCUAUCGUUGGAACACUGGGUGCAAACAGAUGAGGCAUCAAUCGAUAGCAAGGUGAGACGAACAAAAGGGAUGAGAGGAGAGAAGAAAAGGACAAGAUGAAAACUUGAAAAUCAGGGAAGCUGUUGAGACCUACAGUAACAUUGAAGGAGCUGCACGAACAUCUUGGAAGUACUGCUCACUCCCUGCAUGUGACAACAAUCUCCUAUUCGUUCAUGUCUGGGCUAUGGUGUAGGGUGGCUAGAUGGAAGCCCAUUCUCACAAAAAACAACCCACAUCCAACUAUAUCACCCCAAUCAUGUGGCCAAACAUGUUACGGUCUGAUGAGAACAAGGUAGAACUUUUUGGGCACGAUUCUAAAAGAUAUGUUUGGUGCGAUAAGACCGUUGAUCACCCGUACAACACCAUACCCAUGCUGAAGCAUGGUGGUGUAAGCAUCAUGCUAUGAGACUGCUUCUUUUCAAGUUCAAAUACUAAAUAAAUGGAUAGCUCCAAAUAUCAAUCUAUUUUGGCACAAAAAAACCUGCAGGUCUCUGUUAGACAAGCUGAAGAUGAAGAAACAAAGUCACCUUCCAGCAAAUAAUGACCCAAAGCACAAAUCGUCAGACUUCAGAAGAAAAAGAUCAGACUUCGGCAGACUUCAGAAGAAAAAGAUCAAAGUUUUGGAAUAGCGCAGUCAGAACCCAGAUCUAAAUCCCAUCCAAAACCUGAGGAAUGACUUGAAGAGGGCUGAGCACAGAAGAUCCCCAUGUAAUUUGAUAGAUCUGGAGCAUUUUUGCAAGAAAGAAUAAAAUAAAAUUAAAAAAAAAAUGCCAAAUCAAGUACUGUAUUGGAGGCUAAAGAUGCUUUAACAAAGUAUUAGUACUAGUUAGUUCUAACUAACACUUCUUUUUUCCCCUACAGUGUUUGUAUUUGUUUUUCCACUUGAAUUUUGUCGGUUGCUAUGUCACAUGGAAGGUGGAAAAAGAUCUGACAUGAUUUAUCGCGAUUUCAUCUUGACACCACAAAAACCUGCAAUUUUAACAGGGAUGUGUACACGUUUCAUGUCUACUGUAGAUAAUCUAUAGACCAUCCUCUCGUCUCGUCAUAUCACGAGAGCAGCUCUCUUGAUGCAUUUUAUGACGUUGCUGGAAGAUAGGUACACAUCCACCGGCAUGCUGUAGAGAAUCAGGUUAAGAUACUUAAUGACAGUCUAUAGAUAGUUUGGAGUUCAUGAGAUAAGGACAUCUCCAUAAGCCUUCUGAGCAGAUGAGCACCGUGAACUGAUCUGCUCAGAGUGUUGAGCGUUUUUAAAAUGACACUAUUGUGAAAAUUUCCUACACCGCUGUAACAGUCGGGUGAACGUGUUAUGAAAGUGUAAUAUUGGUGUGCCUGAUA
Messenger RNA from Ictalurus punctatus (channel catfish), 5524 nucleotides. RefSeq lists its product as uncharacterized. The record is from RefSeq and is a predicted model, not a curated record. Bases 1 to 765 code for a protein of 254 amino acids. The transcript has 2 exons. Lineage: Eukaryota; Metazoa; Chordata; Actinopteri; Siluriformes; Ictaluridae.